Pipistrellus kuhlii (Kuhl's pipistrelle) is the source of this 4795-nucleotide messenger RNA. It is a transcript of the gene ENC1, whose product is annotated as ectodermal-neural cortex 1. The transcript is spliced from 3 exons. NCBI's taxonomy places the organism in Eukaryota, Metazoa, Chordata, Mammalia, Chiroptera, Vespertilionidae. Bases 358 to 2127 code for a protein of 589 amino acids. The record is from RefSeq and is a predicted model, not a curated record. Gene Ontology annotation, molecular function: protein binding.
GGCAGCCGGAGCGGUGCGGCCGGUCGGUGCGGAGACCCAGUCCGGACGCCAGGCGGCUGCCGGCGCGCGCGGCGCUUCCCCGCUCCCUCCUCCUGCCGCGGCGCCUGCGGCCGCGGGCCGGCUCUCCCCGCCCGGGACACGCUCCGUGGGUCGCGGACCCAGAGCCCGCGGCGUGGGGAUCGCGCGUCCCUCCCCGCGGCUGGCGCCCGGCACGCAGUCCCUUCGCCCGGGCAGAUCGCGCCCGCUCCCCGCCCGACGCUGAGACGUUCGCUCCGGCGCCUCCCGGCCCGGCGACCGAGACCAGAACCCAGCUUAGUUGUUCCCUGAGGCCGGCCGUCUCUGCCGAGUGGAAACAAAAUGUCAGUCAGCGUGCACGAGAACCGCAAGUCCCGGGCCAGCAGCGGCUCCAUCAACAUCUACCUGUUCCACAAGUCGUCCUACGCUGACAGCGUCCUCACCCACCUGAACCUCCUGCGGCAGCAGCGCCUCUUCACCGACGUCCUCCUCCACGCGGGAAACAGGACCUUCCCCUGCCACCGCGCCGUGCUGGCCGCCUGCAGCCGCUACUUCGAAGCCAUGUUCAGCGGCGGCCUGAAGGAGAGCCAGGACAGCGAGGUCAACUUCGACAACUCCAUCCACCCCGAGGUCCUGGAGCUGCUGCUCGACUACGCGUACUCCUCCCGGGUCAUCAUCAACGAGGAGAACGCCGAGUCGCUCCUGGAAGCCGGCGACAUGCUGGAGUUCCAGGACAUCCGGGACGCCUGCGCCGAGUUCCUGGAGAAGAACCUGCACCCCACCAACUGCCUGGGCAUGCUGCUGCUGUCCGACGCGCACCAGUGCACCAAGCUCUACGAGCUCUCCUGGAGGAUGUGCCUCAGCAACUUCCAGACCAUCCGCAAGAACGAGGACUUCCUCCAGCUGCCCCAGGACAUGGUGGUGCAGCUGCUGUCCAGCGAGGAGCUGGAGACGGAGGACGAAAGGCUCGUGUACGAGUCUGCAAUUAACUGGAUCAGCUACGACCUGAAGAAGCGCUACUGCUACCUCCCCGAGCUGCUGCAGACGGUGAGGCUGGCGCUCCUGCCCGCCAUCUACCUCAUGGAGAACGUGGCCAUGGAGGAGCUCAUCACCAAGCAGAGGAAGAGCAAGGAGAUCGUGGAGGAGGCCAUCCGGUGCAAGCUGAAGAUCCUGCAGAACGACGGCGUGGUCACCAGCCUCUGUGCCCGGCCUCGCAAGACCGGCCACGCCCUCUUCCUCCUGGGAGGGCAGACUUUCAUGUGCGACAAGCUGUACCUCGUGGACCAGAAGGCCAAAGAGAUCAUCCCCAAGGCCGACAUCCCCAGCCCCAGGAAAGAGUUCAGCGCGUGCGCCAUCGGCUGCAAAGUGUACAUCACCGGGGGCCGGGGGUCCGAGAACGGGGUCUCGAAAGAUGUGUGGGUGUAUGACACCCUGCACGAGGAGUGGUCCAAAGCCGCCCCCAUGCUGGUGGCCAGGUUUGGCCACGGCUCUGCGGAGCUGAAGCACUGCUUAUACGUGGUCGGGGGCCACACGGCCGCCACGGGCUGCCUCCCCGCCUCCCCCUCCGUCUCCCUGAAGCAGGUGGAGCACUAUGACCCCGCGACCAACAAGUGGACCAUGGUGGCCCCGCUCCGAGAGGGCGUCAGCAACGCGGCCGUGGUGAGCGCCAAGCUCAAGCUGUUCGCGUUCGGCGGCACCAGCGUCAGCCACGACAAGCUCCCCAAGGUCCAGUGUUACGAUCAGUGCGAGAACAGGUGGACGGUGCCGGCCACCUGCCCCCAGCCCUGGCGUUACACGGCGGCCGCCGUGCUGGGGAACCAGAUUUUCAUUAUGGGGGGAGACACGGAGUUCUCCGCCUGCUCCGCGUACAAGUUCAACAGCGAGACUUACCAGUGGACCAAGGUGGGGGACGUGACGGCAAAGCGCAUGAGCUGCCACGCCGUGGCCUCCGGGAACAAGCUGUACGUGGUGGGCGGGUACUUCGGCAUCCAGCGGUGCAAGACCCUGGACUGCUACGACCCGACGCUGGACGUGUGGAACAGCAUCACCACGGUCCCCUACUCCCUGAUCCCCACCGCGUUCGUCAGCACCUGGAAGCACCUGCCUUCCUAAGCGCGGUGCGUCCCACAGGGAGUGAGCGGCACGAGCUCAAGAAGUGAUUUCUGUUUUGGAGAGGCCAAAUUUAAUGAAGGGAAAGGAGGAAAAAAAAACACAAAAGAAGAAGAAGUUGCUACAAGACCUGGAUUGUACGAUUGGCUGCACCUUGUAAAUGCUCCAACUGGACAUGAAGGAAGGGGGUGGGGGAGGGGUGGGAUUUUCAGUGCAAGUAGCACAUGGUUUAAAUAUGAAUGAAUGAACCUGUGAUCUAGUCCUUGUCUUGUAAUUGUGGAUUAAUGUCAGCAUUAAUCAGCCCCUCAAAGGGAGAGAAAAGCCGGGCCCUUUCCCUUGCUGUACCAUAUUCAGCGUUUGAUUUCCAUAGGCUCCACCAUUUAUGUGUAAAAUUUGAAAUGGUUGUCACCUCUCUCUGAGGAGCAAGCUUGAAGCCUCCUCGCCAGCUGCCGUUGGAGAUUGAAAGCCCGACUGGAGGGCCGGGAGAGAAGCUGGUGCUGGCUGCAGAGGAGCCCUGGGCCCGCCAGUCUCCGAGGGGCUGUGCUCCCCACAGGAAGGUUCUGAACAAUGGGGGCGUUGUUGGUAGCUGUUCGGUAGACGAUCUUUUCUAUUUAUAAGUGACUUUAAGCUUUCCCUGGGCUGGUAAGAAAUGUGUUAUAGAUUUAGCUAUUUAUUGUUUGAUGCCUGCAUGCUGAAAACAAUGCUUACAGUUGUGUUCACGUGUAUGGACGUGUGUGAUGGUUGUAGGUUUUGCACAAUUUUUUUUGUGGCUGUUGUGAUGUGCUCUGCUGCACAAAAAGGAAAAACUUUGGAGUUACAGUUUGCAAUAUAACUGGAGGGUGGGAUGGGAGGGUGGGGGUUGUUUUGUAAAUGUCAAGACAGGGAAGGAUUACAAAACAGAAACUUAAAUUACACCCAGGAGGUAGGGAAGGCAUGGAGGUCACAUUUCUUAGACUUGCCAACUUCUCAUGGCGUCUCAUGGGCUCUGGGCAUGCUGAUGGCUCCUGGGGCGAGGGAAGGCUUCUUUCUGCCCCGUUUUUUCCCACCUGAGUCACCUCCUUCAGUCUCGGCUACUGAAAUUUGGAAAGGACCAAAUCUCUUUGCAGGUGUUUUUUCUCUUCUUCCCUCUCUCCCCCCUUUGUGUAAUGUCCUGAAAUCCUGGAAAAUUCUAUGGAAUAAUUCUGUAUAUAGGGCACAGGUGAAGACAUAGUCCGAAGUUUAUAUAUUUAUUUAUUUAUUACCCUGAGAGAAGGCUUUGCCAUAACCACAGUUAACGGGGGGAAGACUGCAUUAUCACCAUCAUACAUUAAUUCAGUCGCCCGAUUUGCUGGACCUGGAUUCGUUGUUCUUGCUGUACCACUUAGCAAGUGUGACAAUGUCCUCCAAGACAAUGUGAACAUUAGUCCAAUGUAUGCCCAGUGCUCACCUGCAGGCAAGUCUCCGAAAGAACUCUUUGGUGCACACAACGGACACACUUGGUCACGAGACACCAAAGAAUUGUGAGUGGUGGCCGCUGUUGAGAUUUUCCGGGAUAGUUGGGAACUGGUUGUGAAUACAUUCUUUGCUAGUUUGUGGGCUUUGUUUACGAAACUAAACACGUGCUGUGAUAGGUGUUAGUAUUAGACUCGAAGAGGCACUUCCUCAGAGGUGUCUGGGGAAGACUGGAGUUUGUUAACUCUGGCCCUGCUUUCAUUGAUGUUCCUCACGUUACUGUGCUUUAGAAAAUAAGGUUUAAGAUGGAUAAGAACCCUUUACAUUGUGAGUGUGUUUGCACUGUCUAAUGACAGAUCAAUCCUUAACAUUUCUCUGCACCUGGAAACUUUAGACUAAUUGUGCACGCCCGUCCAUGCCAUGAGUACGUGGGCUGUAGUUGGACCAAAAUACAUGAGCCGUUGGAAUAAAAGCAUCCCAGUACUCUGGCAGUCAGUCUUUCGCUCUUAGAUGUGUUGUAAGCAAUGCAAAUGUCUAAUUGUACAAUGGCGGCAUGCAUAGGGGUGGCGCUGUAUUGUAGCAGUUACAGCUCUGUAGUUUGUGAUGCAAAUAGGCUGAGAUGUGUGUCCCUGCAUGGCUUCUGAAAGCAGGAUGAAUUUUCUACAGCUGUUUCAGAGUUGUGGUCUGUCCUUGAAUCCUCUAUUAAUUACUGUGUGCGAGCCAGAGGGAGCAGAGGGAGCCGUGGUCAGGGUGGGCCCCCAGCCUGCAGGGAACUUUCUGGACUCCCGCUCUUUGGAUUGAUGUAGGCGUUGGGCUCCCUACUUGACCAUUCUCACCCUGUGAAACGUCCCACACUUUGAAGCAAAUACAAUUCACACCACAGUGCACACAAAAACCUUGGCAUAAGACCGAGAAGGUUCUUCUCAUUCUGCGGACGGGUUGCUGUGGAAACGGAUCACAAAGGGCAGCCUUCCACUUCUGGUGUAAUUGUGUAGCCCCCUUUUCUCUGGGCUUGACACCUGUCUGAAUAAGAGUGAUUAGAGCUGAAUAAUAUCCCUCUCGUGGCUAUUGAGUAUGUGGUUCACGUACAGAACUCUGUGUCAGUUGAAGAAGUGAAGUGUUCAUGUUCAUAUGUGCUUGUUUUCCUGCUUCUACAUUUUUGAGGUUUUGUAAAACUUAUUUUUUUUUUUUCACAAUGUGAAACUGAAGGUCAAAUAAAUUAUUGGAGAUUUUCUCUUCA